Messenger RNA from Entrophospora candida, 803 nucleotides. Lineage: Eukaryota; Fungi; Glomeromycota; Glomeromycetes; Entrophosporales; Entrophosporaceae. The record is from the annotation of a GenBank genome assembly.
AUGCAAUUAAAGUAGAAAAUGCUUAUGAAGAAGUGUUUUUUUUGUAUACUGUAGGAAACCCAUUGGAAUGGGAACAUAAUCAAGUUAUAUCGCAAAAAAAAGAUUAUAUUGGGAUAAAUCAAACAACAAUAACAAUCUUUCAAAAUCAAUCAGAACUUUCAAAGAUUGGUAGUACUGGUAGUGUACUUUGGGAUUCGAGUGUUUUGUUAUUAAAAUUCUUAAUUAAACAUCAUGAUUGGUUAAAUUUUUCAAUUGAAAAAACAAAGAUAAUCGAAUUGGGUUCAGGAUGUGGAUUGAUAGGAAUUGGUGUUAUGCCAUUUGUUAAAAUAUUUAUGAUGACUGAUCAAAUUUCUAUGAUAAAACAUAUUUGGAAAAAUGUAAAGUUAAAUUUAAAUAUUAAAUUAAAUUGGUCGACGGAAAAUGAGAAAUUAAUAGAUAAGGAAAUUAUUAAUCAGAAUUGGAAUUAUGUGGUGUCUAGUGAUUGUAUAUAUAAUGAAUUUAUUGUUGAUUCGUUCGUUGGAAUGUUAAUCAAACUAUGUAAAUCAAAAAACCAUAUACUUACAUCUCCUUUUUUUGUUGAUAAUGAUGGUGGUGGUAGCGACGAUAGUGAUAGCAAUGAUGGUAGAAAUAAAAAAAAUAACACAACUAUAGUUGUAAUAUCUUUAAAAUUAAGAUCCGAUAAUGUUCAUUUAGUAUUUAUGGAAAAGUUUUUAGAAAGUUUUGUGAUUUGGAGAAUGCCAAAUUCAAUGUUUGGUGAUGAAUUUAGAAAUGGAUAUGUUAUUUAUUUGGCAUGGCUUAAAUAG